AUUUUAAAGUUUAAAAUGAAAAUCUCUUUUUAUGACAAUGUACUAAGGGAAUCUAAAGGCAUAAUUCGACUUAAGAUUUCUAAACUGAAAUUACAAAAUAACAUCCUAUGAAAUAUUUUUAGUGACGGAAGAAAAUUUAAAAAUGAAUGAAAAAUAAUUUAAAAUUGGUAUAGCUGUUCAAAAAAAGCCAAAAAAAUAUUAAAUAACCUCACCCAUUUUCUAAUGCCAGUGAACAAUACUUGCCAAACUCAAAAAUGCUUGGAAAGCCUUUUCAACUUACAUUUUUGUUACUACUUUUCUUAUCCUAUUUUACAACCUGUUUGGUCAGUUUUAGAUCUUCGAUGGCCAAUUUUCUUAGAUAUCUCUCUUGUUACAAAGAGAUUAUCAUCAUAGCUAAUAGAGCAUACAUCUUAUUCAUAGAAACGAAAGCCCUUCAACAUUUUGUAGCUCGUACUUUUCAUUUUCUUAAACAUUUUCCUUUUAUGGUUUCCAUUUUAUUGUCCCAUGUUAAAAAUACCAACCAUACUUACAUACUAAGAGGGAAUUAUGAAUGGAAGCGCCUCGUAACUUUUAGCAAAGCAAAUUUCUUUUUUUUUGUAUUGUCCACACUAUUAUGUUCUUAAAAAAUAAUUUGACAAACGCCUUUUGUACCAUUAUUGGGAAAUUAUUUUUUAAGUUCAUUUGUUUGUUGGACGCAACUAGAUUAUGCACAAGC
Messenger RNA from Scheffersomyces coipomensis, 715 nucleotides. RefSeq lists its product as uncharacterized. NCBI's taxonomy places the organism in Eukaryota, Fungi, Ascomycota, Pichiomycetes, Serinales, Debaryomycetaceae. Bases 255 to 623 code for a protein of 122 amino acids. The transcript has a single exon. The record is from RefSeq and is a predicted model, not a curated record.